This is a messenger RNA of Pyrus x bretschneideri (Chinese white pear), 2007 nucleotides long. RefSeq lists its product as uncharacterized. The transcript has 3 exons. Bases 576 to 1415 code for a protein of 279 amino acids. The record is from RefSeq and is a predicted model, not a curated record. Lineage: Eukaryota; Viridiplantae; Streptophyta; Magnoliopsida; Rosales; Rosaceae.
AAAAUAUUUAAUUUUCUAACUAUGCCACUGACUAACAUCACAUUACAUUACAUUUUCAAUUAAAAUGAUUUUGGACAUAAAAUCCAUCUUAGGGUUUAGAACUGAAAUGUUUUGCCUUAAUUAGGGUUUAGAACUGAAAUUUUGUUGAAGCUAGCAACACACCGUCGGUAGCAAUAAACAAAGCUGGCAAGGCAUUGCAUAUGACUCUUUCAACAUCCGAAAUAAAUGGCCCCAAAACAAAAAUAAAAAAUAAAACAAAAAAAAAUUUACAACUACAAAUUACAUAUAUAGUAAGUUCGUUUACAAAACCCCAACAAUUUUCUAUAAUUAACCAAACCAAACCUAAAACCAUAAUUUAACAGUUAGCCAAAGUUUCAAACCAAAUAUUUGCAAUUUUUUUUUUUUUAGUUGCCUAACUGUCAAGGAACAUGAAGUUUAUCGUAUAAUUAACUAAUUAACUGCCUUUGACGAUCUCUUUCAUAUUCUCCCUUCGACUCAUUUUUUCCCAAAUCCAAUUAUCUUCUACUUCUCUUCUUCCUACCGUUUGUGGCCAUUCCCCAUUGUUGUCCUCUCUAAUGGGUGGCCAAAAUUCAAAGCUCACACCAGAAGCCGAGGCUGUGCCUCCUCGAAUCCGUUCCCUCUUGCAGAGGCGCUUCGAGGAGAUGAAGAGCAGGUCCAAGGCACGAAAGCUAAAAGCCGCUAGUACUCUCUCCAAGAAACAGCUACUUAAGGACGGUGAUCAGGAGGAGGUUGAUAACUCUCUCCCUCAUUCGCUGCAGUCAUCACCAGAGUCUGACAAAUUAACACGUCCGAAGAUACCACCAACAUUGGAGAACCAGUCCAAGGUUGCACCAAUUUCGCCGGAACGUGACAAAGGCACAAAACAGGCUGAUGAUGAGAACCAAAACAAGGAGCAGAUCAAGAGAGAUGGAACGGAAUGUAGCGUUGAAGAUCAUAAAGAACCAAAGGGUGUGAAUGUGUAUGUAGGAGGGGUUUUUGCAAUGGAGGACACCACAGAGGGAGAAGAAGAGGACGAAGAUAAUGAAGGUGGUAUUAGAAGAAACAACGAAUUUUUUAUGUGCCCCGCGUCACCAAGUUUUAGAGUUUAUUGCAUGGAAGCUCUGGAAAUUGAAAAUGAUAGCAGCAAGUAUGACAGCACUACAGAUGAGGAUAUCAAGCACAAGAAGUCGCCAAGUGCUGCGUCUGCACACAGCAAUGUUGAUAGCGUAGCGUCAAUGACUGAUCACCAUGAUGGCCAGGUAACAAAGACAAAGAAGAAAGGAAGGAGAAGGAGAAGAGUAAAAAAUGGCUUCGGCGUAAAGAAUCUAUUGAACAUUAAAGGAUGCUACUACCCAGGUUGCAGUGGUGGCCAAGACAGAGCCACCUAUCUGGCCGAGAAAUCUGCAGCCACUUGAUCACGCUAGGAAUUGUACGCUUGAUAUACAUUGUUGAUCCAUUCCCUAAUAGCGGUUGGGGUUUAGUGGCUGUCCAACAUAUGAUAUCAGGGCUGCGGUUCCAAGAGGCCUUCAGUUCAAAAUCUCCAAGUCCCCACAAGCCACUAAUCACACCUGCAGGAUGGGAGUUGCACCUAUACUGUCGUGCAGGAUGAAGCUGCGUGGAAGAGAACGUGUUGGCUUGAGUGAUUGUCCAUGAAGAUGAGCAAGAAGAGUGAUAGUAUUAUUUUCGUACUUUUCCUUCGGAUCUCUUUCUUGUUCUUGGCCAUUGAGAUUUUCAAUUUCCUGCAAUUCUGGGCCAUGACUCACUAAGGACCUAAGGGGAUGAACAAAAAUAUUAUGCAAUUUUUUACUAUUUCUACAAUGAUAUAAUCCAUGCAUGGAGGUUGCAGACAAGCGACUAAAGGUGGUGAACAAAGUUACUUGUCUCAAAAAACUCAAAUAUUUCAUUCAAAAUUUCAACUACCACUUUCGAGGAGAGUAAUUCAAAUUUUGGCAUAGGACAAGAGGGCGCCUAACCUUAUUCUAAACUACUUGAAUUCACGGAGGUGAA